AUGGGUAAAGUCAAGAAGACAAGAAAGUUCGCCCAGGUGAAACGGGUUCUAAGCGCUCGCGACAGCCGGCUGCAGGCAAAGUCGGCGGCGGCCAGCAAGCAGCAGCAAGAAGACGCGGACCGCGCCGCCGUGGUGUGCCGCAUCCCCCAAGCCCCCUCCGCCAUGUUCUUCCAAGCAAACCAAGCGCUCGGCCCGCCGUACCACGUCCUGCUCGACACGAACUUCUUCUCGCACACCGUCCGCUCCAAGAUCGAGGUCCUGCCGGGCCUGAUGGAUCUGCUGUUCGCCAAGUGCGUCCCCGUCGUUACCGAAUGCUCCAUUGCAGAACUUGAGAAGUUGGGUGACAAGUACCGGCUGGCGCUGCGCCUGGCCAAGGAUGAACGGUGGGAGAGAUUGAAGUGCUCGCAUUCCGGGACGUAUGCGGAUGAUUGCAUUGUUGAGACUGUCAAGAAGCAUCGCUGCUAUUUGGUCGGUACUAACGAUAGGGACCUACGACGGCGCCUAAGGAAGAUACCAGGUGUUCCUCUCCUCGCGGUCGGGAAGGGAAGAUAUACUGUCGAGAGACUACCUGAGCAAUUUGCGUGA
Messenger RNA from Lasiodiplodia theobromae, 585 nucleotides. Its product is annotated as rRNA-processing protein fcf1. Gene Ontology annotation, cellular component: small-subunit processome; nucleolus. Bases 1 to 585 code for a protein of 194 amino acids. The transcript is spliced from 2 exons. Lineage: Eukaryota; Fungi; Ascomycota; Dothideomycetes; Botryosphaeriales; Botryosphaeriaceae. The record is from RefSeq and is a predicted model, not a curated record.